Molecule: messenger RNA, 974 nt
Organism: Momordica charantia (bitter melon)
Lineage: Eukaryota; Viridiplantae; Streptophyta; Magnoliopsida; Cucurbitales; Cucurbitaceae
Product: protein MKS1-like
Cellular component (GO): nucleus
Source: RefSeq, a predicted model, not a curated record
UCCCCCAACCAUAUUCCUCAACUCUCCACCAAUUAUUAGAAACCUAAAUUCAGGAGAGAUUCCCCCCUUUACCCUUUUUCCCUCUCCCCUCGAUUCCGAUCCCGAUUCCGAUCUCCCUCUCCGCCGCAAAUCGGAGCUGCUCCGCCCGCCGGAUUCCCCCCACCACCAUGGACCCGCUGGGCCCGGGCUUUCCCGGCGCCAAUCCGUCGCGGAAGAAGGAGAUCCAGCUGCAGGGUCCACGGCCGCCGCAGCUCCGGGUCAGCCACGAAUCCCGCAAAAUCAAGAAGCCGCCGCCGCACCCCCAGGCCGGCCGCCCCCCUCUGCCCCCGCCGGCGCCGGCCCAGUACCCCCAGCCGUUGAUCAUCUACGACAUCUCCCCCAAAGUCAUCCACGUGGCGGAGAACAAUUUCAUGUCGGUGGUACAGCGCCUGACGGGGUUGUCCUCGUCGUUGGCCGCCGCAGACUCGUCCGCCGCCGGGGACCUCUCGCCGGCGGCCAGGCUGGCGACAAUCGAGAAGGCGAGCCCCCGGCCGGAGCGGGAAAGGGAAAGGGAAAUCGACGUCAGCGAUAUGAUGAUGGAGAUGGCGGACGUUUCGGUGGAAUUGGGGCAGGUGCCAGGAAUUCUAUCUCCGGCGCCGGCGAGUUUGGCGCCGAUUCCGUCGGGAUUCUUCUCGCCGGCGGCGUUUGAGCUGAGCCCGCAUUGGCCGGCUUCCAGUUUCUUGGCCAGCCCUUCGGCUCUCCUCUCAGCGCCUUUGGUUUCCCCAAUUUCUCCCCCAAAUUUCUACAACAAUCUCUUUGACUUGCUCAGCUAAGUUCUCUCUCUCCUUUCUCUCUCUAUAAAAAUCAAAGAGAGAACAUUUGGGUUUUUUUUUUUCUUUUUGUAAAGUAGGUAAUUUGUAGAACAUUUCCUUCUUAGCAAUUCAUUAAUUACCCACAAAAAUGUAGUUUUUUCUUCUUGAUGCUAUAAAUAAAUA